Molecule: messenger RNA, 1386 nt
Organism: Purpureocillium takamizusanense
Lineage: Eukaryota; Fungi; Ascomycota; Sordariomycetes; Hypocreales; Ophiocordycipitaceae
Exons: 5
Coding region: 13-1386 (457 amino acids)
Molecular function (GO): hydrolase activity, acting on carbon-nitrogen (but not peptide) bonds, in linear amidines
Source: RefSeq, a predicted model, not a curated record
UUUUGCUUCAGAAUGGGAUCCCUUGGCCGAACCAACAUUUCGACGCUUCGUGUCGACACGGCUCAGCUUGCCGAGUCAUUGCACGAAAGCUGCCAAUAUGGCGCCGCUCAUCGAUAUGGCAAGCUUCCCACCGAAACGGGCAUGGCUAGGCUGAGUCUCGACGACUCGGACAAGGAGGUGCGCGACUGGUUCAUGAGAACAGCCGCGACGUUGGGCUGCAAGACCUUUUUCGAUCAAAUGGGCAACCUGUUCGCCAUUCGAGCGGGCAAGAAGGAAAACGUGCCCCCAAUCAUGAUGGGCUCGCACCUGGACACGCAACCCACGGGCGGGCGCUACGAUGGCAUUCUCGGCGUUCUCGCCGGGCUGCAGGUCCUCAAAGUUCUCAACGAGAACAAUGUCGAGACUGAGGGGCCAGUUGGCGUCGUCAAUUGGACCAAUGAAGAGGGCGCGCGGUUCCCCAAAAUGGCCGUGGCGUCGGGUGUUUGGGCUGGCGCGGUGCCAAUCGAGACUGCUUGGGAUCUUCGAGAGGUGACACCUCAUGAGGGCAAGGCCAAGUCGAUGAAGGAAGAGCUGGAGAGGUUAGGCUACAAGGGCGAGCGCCCGGCCUCGUUCGACGACAACCCGUUUGCCGCCCACUUUGAACUUCACAUUGAGCAGGGUCCCAUCCUCGAAGACGAAGAGCUCAAGAUUGGUGUUGUUGAAGGCGUGCAAGCCUUCAAGUGGUUCGACAUCAAGGUCCGAGGAAGGGACAGCCACGCGGGCACCACGCCGCUGUACGCGCGCAAAGACACGGUGCUCUCCGCCGCGAGGAUGCUGGUCGCGGCCAACACCAUCGCGAAGAAGCACAACGGGCUGAGCACGACGGGCAUCUUCAAGACGGACCCGGGGACCGUCAACACCAUGGCCCACACGACCAACUUCACGCUGGACCUGCGCCACGUGCGCGACGACGUCCUCGACGCCAUGGUCAAGGAGUGCGAGGCCGAGUUCGGCCGCAUCGCGCACGAGGACAGCGAGCAGGGCUGCGAGGUGGAGUGGUCGCUGCUCGUCGACAGUCCCGCCGUGCGGUUCAACGACGAGUGCAUCGCGGCGGUGGAGCAGAGCGCCAGCGACGUGUGCUCGACGCUGCUGCCCGGCGCAUCGUCGUCGUCGUUGUCGUCGAAGAAGAAGCUGUGGAGGCCCAUGAUCAGCGGCGCGGGGCACGACAGCUGCUACACGAACCUGCGCUGUCCCACGAGCAUGAUCUUCACGCCGACGCGGCAGGGCAUCAGCCACAACCCGACCGAGUACUGCUCCGCAGAAGACUGUGCACUCGGCGCCAGCGUGCUGCUCGGGGCAGUGUUGCGCUAUGACAAGCUCCGACUUGAUCGGGGCGACUUUGAAUAA